Messenger RNA from Lagenorhynchus albirostris (white-beaked dolphin), 1444 nucleotides. It is a transcript of the gene CERS6, whose product is annotated as ceramide synthase 6. Gene Ontology annotation, molecular function: DNA binding; sphingosine N-acyltransferase activity. Gene Ontology annotation, cellular component: membrane. Bases 150 to 1328 code for a protein of 392 amino acids. Gene Ontology annotation, biological process: ceramide biosynthetic process. The transcript is spliced from 11 exons. NCBI's taxonomy places the organism in Eukaryota, Metazoa, Chordata, Mammalia, Artiodactyla, Delphinidae. The record is from RefSeq and is a predicted model, not a curated record.
CUCGCCGCGAGCCUUCGAGAGCAGCGGCCGCGGAGGAGGCGGCGGCGGCGGCACAGGCUCUAGCCAGCCGCGCGCGCAUCCCCGGGCGCCCUGCGUGGCGGAGAUCUCGGCGGGCCGCGGGAGCCCAGGACGGGACUGGACAAAGCAAGAUGGCAGGAAUCUUAGCCUGGUUCUGGAACGAGAGGUUUUGGCUCCCUCACAAUGUCACCUGGGCGGACCUGAAGAACACGGAGGAAGCCACCUUCCCGCAGGCUGAGGACCUCUAUCUCGCCUUCCCCUUGGCCUUCUGCAUGUUAAUGGUACGGCUCAUCUUCGAGAGAUUUGUAGCCAAACCAUGUGCCAUAGCCCUCAACAUUCAGGCCAAUGGACCACAAAUAGCCCAGCCAAAUGCCAUUCUGGAAAAGGUUUUUACUGCAAUUACAAAGCAUCCUGAUGAAAAGAGAUUGGAGGGCCUCUCCAAGCAGCUGGACUGGGAUGUUCGCAGCAUUCAACGCUGGUUCCGACAAAGACGCAACCAGGAGAAGCCAAGCACACUGAAGAGGUUCUGUGAGAGCAUGUGGAAAUUUUCAUUUGGCCUUUAUGUAUUUACCUAUGGAGUCCGGUUCCUGAAAAAGACCCCCUGGCUGUGGAAUACAAGACACUGCUGGUACAACUACCCCUAUCAGCCACUCACGCCUGACCUUCACUACUAUUAUAUCCUGGAGCUGUCGUUUUAUUGGUCUUUAAUGUUUUCCCAGUUCACUGAUAUCAAAAGAAAGGACUUUGGCGUCAUGUUCCUGCAUCAUCUUGUAUCUAUUUUUUUGAUUACCUUUUCAUAUGUCAACAACAUGGCCCGCGUAGGGACCCUAGUCCUCUGUCUCCAUGAUUCAGCCGACGCUCUUCUAGAGGCUGCCAAAAUGGCAAAUUACGCCAAGUUUCAGAAAAUUUGUGAUCUCCUGUUUGUUAUGUUUGCCAUGGUUUUUAUCACCACACGACUGGGUAUAUUUCCUCUCUGGGUGUUAAAUACCACAUUAUUUGAAAGUUGGGAGAUUGUUGGACCUUACCCUUCCUGGUGGGUUUUUAACCUACUGCUGUUGGUAAUACAAGGCUUGAACUGCUUCUGGUCUUACUUGAUCGUAAAAAUAGCUUGCAAAGCUAUUUCAAAAGGCAAGUCUGGGAAGUGGAACCCUUUACAUGUGUCCAAGGACGAUCGAAGCGAUAUUGAGUCUAGCUCAGAUGAGGAGGACUCGGAACCUCCGGGGAGUAACCCCCAUGCUGCGACCACCACCAAUGGGACCAGUGGUACCAACGGGUAUCUCCUCACUGGCCCUUGCUCCGUGGAUGAUUAAUUACUCAAAACUACAAGUCCCAAAUAAAGUGAACUGUUUGUUCCUGGAAGUAUUUAAUAACUUGCAAAUGCAGUUCCUUUCAUAAUCUCUCAGCACCAGAAACAAAAAUUAGGAUU